Gavialis gangeticus (Gharial) is the source of this 2499-nucleotide messenger RNA. RefSeq names its product phospholipase D family member 4 (gene PLD4). The record is from RefSeq and is a predicted model, not a curated record. Lineage: Eukaryota; Metazoa; Chordata; Crocodylia; Gavialidae. The transcript has 11 exons. Gene Ontology annotation, biological process: hematopoietic progenitor cell differentiation; phagocytosis. Gene Ontology annotation, cellular component: nucleus; trans-Golgi network membrane; endoplasmic reticulum. Gene Ontology annotation, molecular function: catalytic activity. The coding region runs from base 106 to 1659 and encodes 517 amino acids.
CGUACAAAUCUACUGGGGGUUUGUGCUGCUUGCUCUCUGCCAUAACUGUAGCUGUGAGUGAGAUCAGAAAGAGGCAGCAUUUCGAGCUGUGAGUAGGCUCCCAAGAUGGGUGAGAGCAAGAUAUUUAAAAAGUCCCAGAUGUCAUAUAAGUACUUUUAUCAGAAAUUAAAUCCAAAUGAUCAAAAAGACAUCAGAAUGUUGCAGAUCAUGGGGGCCAUUUCAGUAGUUGUCUUUAUUGCCCUGACGGCUAUUUACAUCCUAAAACAUGUCGCUGUAGUCAUCCCAGAGGAUGAAGAAACCAUUGUCAGCAUCUACUAUCAGGGACGUGAUCAAGUACUCUUUGACGAGAUUGUAGAAGACAGGAUUACUAAGGAAAACACUGUCAAUAGAUGUAAGGACUCAUGCAUUUUUGAACUUGUGGAAAGUGUUCCUUAUGAUAUGCCUUAUGAAAGCAACAGCACCACUGCAAAACCCUUAGACCAAGCCUGGAUGGGUCUUCUCAACAUGGCUCAGGACAGGAUUCAUAUGGUUUCCUACUAUUGGUCUCUUACUGGAAAAGAUAUAAGUGUAAAUGACACAUCUUCUGAAAAGGGUGAAGAUAUUCUGAAGAAGUUGGAAAGUUUACUUAUGGAGAAUGUCUCUGUGUAUAUAGCAACCAGUCUUCCAACUUUAGCAGUAAAAUCAACUGACCUUAAUGUUUUGGAGGCAAAAGGGGCUCAUGUAAGAAGAAUUGAUUUUGGAAAACUAACUAAUGGUGUCCUGCAUACCAAAUUCUGGAUUGUAGACAUGAAGCAUAUCUAUCUUGGCAGUGCCAAUAUGGACUGGAGGUCAUUAUCUCAGGUGAAAGAAGUUGGUGCCGUAAUAUACAACUGCAGCUGCUUAGCCCAAGAUCUCUGGAAAACAUUUAGCACUUACUGGGAUGUAGGACAUGCUAAUGCUUCCAUCCCAGACCCAUGGCCAGCCAAUUACUCCACCAACAUUAACAAGGAUCGACCUUUGGCAGUACAGUUUAAUGGAACUUUGACAAAAGUCUAUUUUUCUGCAUCUCCUCCUGCCUUUUCCCCGAAGGGUCGUACCCAUGACCUCCUUUCUGUUAUCAGCAUUAUAAAAGAUGCACAGGAAUAUGUAUAUGCUUCUGUUAUGGAAUAUUUCCCUACAAGCCGCUUCACACACCCAGCUAGAUACUGGCCAGCUAUUGAUGAUGCUCUGAGAAGUGUAGCAUUCACCCGCAAGGUAUGUGUCCGGCUUUUAAUCAGCUGCUGGCUUCACACUGACCCCUCUAUGCUCCGUUACCUGCAGUCACUGCGUGCUCUCAGUGAUCCCAAUACCCACAUCAGCAUGGAAGUGAAGCUCUUCAUUGUUCCAGUUCUGAAUCACACGAACAUUCCUUAUGGGAGAGUGAAUCACAACAAGUACAUGGUCACUGAUAAGGUGGCCUAUAUUGGGACUUCCAAUUGGUCAGAAGAUUACUUUACUACUACAGCUGGAGUAGGGCUGAUUAUCAACCAGGUCUCAACUGAUCCCUCCAAAAAGACUCUAUCAAUGCAAGAGCAAUUAAAAAAUCUUUUUGAACGAGACUGGAAUUCCAGAUACUCAGUGAAUUUGGAAGAUGGGCCUCAACAGAAAGACUGCCUAUGGAAAGGUGGAUCCCAGAGUUAAUCAGAAAGUUCAAUAUAUGUAUGUUUCUACGUGAAACUGAAGAUUUUUUAUGCGUAAAAUAAUUGGUAUUUUCAAUGAUUUGUCAAAGAAAUAAUUUCCUAGUGUUCUGAGAACUUCUCUUAUUCCAGAGCACUUGUAUAAUCAAAUCAUUUGUGACAGUGUCUAAAAUAUUCAUAUGCUGCACUUGAUUAGCUCACCAACUGUGUGAAAUAAAUAUGUCCACAUCUGGGCAACACACUAUCCAGUAUUAAGUGAUCCUUUAAGCAAUAACUUGAUCCUAAUACAAUCAAGCUUCAGAAAGACAUAGAUAUGGGCACUUAAACUCUGCGUUACCAGCCUUGAGGAGACUUUACAUGUGAACAUUAAUGUUCCAGUGACAUAGGGUUACUGAAGUCCUGACAUUAGCUGUGAGUCAAAACAGUAGAUGCCUGGGGUGCUAAAGGCCAGUUUUUAAAAAUUACCUUGGCACUAAAAAUACAGAUAAGCUGCUGGUGGGAUUGUCUAAAAAAGCUAUGUGCUGAAAUCUCAGUGGAAUCAAAAAGAGUUAAGUGACCAAGUCCUAAAUAUUAUGGCUGGCUCCUUAGAUCAGCCUGGAGGUGUCUACAUCUUUCAAGACUCCCCUCCCACCAUUAGAGGGUGGCUGGAGCCAAGAGCUGAUGCCCAAAUGGAUCUAGGGGAAAGCCACUUCCAUCCCCAGCACCAGAGGCAGGUUUGAGGCAUGGGGAGGCUGCCUUUUUAUGGGUAUCCUUUCAACAAUGCCACCAAGUGAAGGAGUCUUAAGCAGCUCAAAUACAUAGUGCUUUCUGCGGAGUAAUCUCAUAGUCCUGGUUGUCCACGCUU